UGCUCCGUUACAACGAGGAGGAAAAUCUAAACGGCGGCCGCCGCCGCCAUAUUGAGUAGCUGUCAGCGGCGCUUUGCGCGUCUCCUGCCUCGACCCAUCAGCGAACAGCCCAGGGCGGCCCCCAGCGCCUGCUGCCCGGCCGCGGAGGGGCCUGCGCGGGGGCCCGGCCACAGCCGACCACCGAGAGCACGUCGGAGACCCGGCGGGACCGAGUCCCCCGGCAGAGCCCCCCGCCGGGGAGCGGAGCCGCAGAAGGGGACAAAAGAAUUUGCAGAAGAUUUUGACUGAACAAGAAAUUCAGGGAAGGAGAGAAAAAUGCCGAAACCAAUCAAUGUAAGAGUUACCACAAUGGAUGCAGAGCUGGAGUUUGCCAUCCAACCCAAUACAACUGGCAAACAGCUCUUUGACCAGGUGGUGAAAACAGUCGGUCUACGUGAAGUCUGGUUUUUUGGGCUGCAGUAUGUGGACAGCAAAGGCUAUUCAACUUGGUUGAAGCUGAAUAAAAAGGUAACACAACAAGAUGUAAGGAAAGAAAAUCCUCUACAGUUUAAGUUCAGGGCUAAGUUUUUUCCUGAGGAUGUAUCGGAGGAGUUAAUUCAGGAAAUAACUCAGAGACUGUUCUUCCUGCAAGUCAAAGAAGCCAUUUUAAAUGAUGAAAUCUAUUGUCCACCUGAAACUGCAGUUCUACUGGCUUCCUAUGCUGUCCAAGCCAAGUAUGGAGAUUACAAUAAGGAGAUUCAUAAACUAGGCUACUUGGCCAAUGACAGACUUCUCCCCCAGCGUGUUCUAGAACAGCACAAACUGACAAAAGAACAGUGGGAAGAAAGAAUACAGAACUGGCAUGAAGAACACAGAGGGAUGUUAAGGGAAGAUUCUAUGAUGGAAUACCUCAAGAUUGCACAAGAUCUGGAAAUGUAUGGAGUCAACUACUUUGAAAUAAAGAAUAAAAAGGGUACUGAAUUGUGGCUAGGUGUUGAUGCUUUGGGUCUGAAUAUUUAUGAGCACGAUGACAAGUUGACACCCAAGAUUGGUUUCCCUUGGAGUGAAAUCAGAAAUAUCUCAUUUAACGACAAAAAGUUUGUCAUAAAGCCAAUUGACAAAAAGGCCCCUGAUUUUGUUUUUUAUGCACCACGUCUGAGAAUUAAUAAGCGGAUUUUGGCACUGUGCAUGGGAAAUCAUGAACUGUACAUGAGGAGGAGAAAGCCUGAUACAAUUGAAGUGCAACAGAUGAAGGCCCAAGCUAGAGAGGAGAAACAUCAGAAACAGUUGGAAAGAGCACAAUUAGAAAAUGAGAAGAAAAAAAGGGAAAUAGCGGAAAAGGAAAAGGAAAGAAUAGAGCGUGAAAAAGAAGAAUUAAUGGAGCGCUUAAGACAAAUUGAAGAACAGACAAUGAAGGCCCAAAAAGAGCUGGAAGAACAGACAAGAAAAGCUCUAGAACUGGAUCAAGAACGAAAGCGAGCAAAAGAGGAAGCAGAGCGCCUGGAAAAAGACCGUCGAGCUGCAGAGGAGGCUAAAGCUGCUCUAGCCAAACAGGCCGCUGAUCAGAUGAAGAAUCAGGAGCAGCUAGCAGCAGAACUUGCUGAAUUCACUGCCAAGAUUGCACUUCUAGAGGAGGCCAAGAAGAAGAAGGAAGAGGAAGCCUCAGAAUGGCAGCACAAAGCUUUUGCAGCCCAAGAGGAUUUGGAAAAGACCAAAGAAGAACUGAAGACUGUAAUGUCUGCUCCUCCUCCUCCUCCACCACCACCACCUCCACCACCAGUUAUUCCUCCAACAGAGAAUGAGCAUGAUGAACAUGAUGAAAACAAUGCUGAAGCUAGUGCAGAACUGUCUUCUGAUGGUGUCAUGAACCACAGAAGUGAGGAAGAACGGGUAACAGAGACACAGAAAAAUGAACGUGUUAAGAAACAGCUCCAGACACUAAGUUCUGAGUUGGCCCAAGCCAGAGAUGAAACCAAGAAAACACAAAAUGAUGUCCUCCAUGCUGAGAAUGUUAAAGCAGGUCGUGACAAGUACAAGACUCUUCGACAAAUCCGACAAGGCAAUACAAAGCAACGUAUUGAUGAGUUUGAGGCAAUGUGAGAGCUGUUAUUUUGCAUAUAUGUUCUUCGUAAAGCUGAACCACCAACAGAGAAACAAGCAGGCCUUUGCAGAUUUGAAGAUUGCACCCCACUUUGCCAAAGCAUUUAUACCAGUUUGACUGUGGUGGUAAAAAGACAAAUUUAGGGGAACCCAUUCAACAAUAAGGCAGUCUGUCAUCUUUGGCUUUUUGUGGGGAAGAGAGAGGAAUGGGGGCAGAUGGUUUCCCUUGUCUUACAUUUUAUUUUCCAUUUUCAUAGUUCGUGCCACUUCUUCUCUUGAAGACUGGCACUUACUAUAUCAUGGCUGUCAAGUGUGUAUGUGUUACGAAAACACAGUCAGAAAGGACAUUAGAUCUGAACCUAAAACUGAUGGAUACUUAUUUCAGUGUGAUGCAGUUUGAAAUUACAUUUUCCCAUGUUGCCACAUUUCCUUAGGAGUUUGAUAUUGCUGACUUUUAUCAUUUUUUCACCAAGCUGAAUUCUUCGGGUGUUUCAAGUCCUGUCAUCAUUGAUGGUUUUCUUUGCCUACCUGUUCACAAAGGUCUAGAUGGCAGGUCGUAGGUUCCAGCAGAUAUUUUAAAAUGGAACCCUACCUGUGGACAGCAGUUGUCAGCAAUUGGCCUAAAUAAGUAUUGCUUUUUCACUUUAGAUAUGUAGAAAUGUUCUAAUAAAGCAAAGCAAAGAAAAACAAAAUACAAGAAUCUUGUAUCCUGUUUUUUUAAUGAUUAUUUUAAUUGCAAUAAGAAAAACCUGGACCUUUCUGGCAAGGGAGCAUAUGAAAACAUCAGUCCCAGGGAGGGGACAGUAUCCUACCUCACUACUAUAUACAUGAUGACAGGUCCUUCAAACACCAUGUAAACUUGAGUGUGUAAAUUGACUUUCAUCUUAUGAUGAUACUAUAGAAAGAUAGGAAUCUUUACUCUUAAGAUUUUGUUUUACUUCAAGAUGGAUUUAUAGUGCUAAAUACUGCUUAACUGCCUUUUUGUUGAGUUAAAUUAUAAAAUGAUAUGAUGUACAUUAAAACUGUAACCUGUCACUGGUAUACUAUCUUACAGGAGGGGUGUGGAAUGUGUUUGUGUUUAUGGGUUUCUCUGUACCAAAUGAAAAUUCCUAUAAUUGGGGGGGGAAAAGAGGCUUGUAGCUUCAUUUCUCAGUGAUGCCCGUGUGUAAUUGUGUUGUAUCUGAUGUCUAAUCAUUGUCACUCGUUUGUCUCAAACUCUGGAAAAGGAGAUUUAAACAAGAUUUUUUUUUUUAUUUUAGAGGGUCAAAUAGUUCAUAGAAAGCGAGUCUUUCUUUUAAGAGAUUCUUUUACAACUGACAUGGACUGCAGUUAUUCUUCACUUUAUAGUACCUUGGUUAGUGUCUAGUUGGAAAAAGCCCUGCUUUCUCUGAGGAUGGUUCAGCAACCUUCCAUUUGGUAUUAUGCACUCAUAAAUUUACACUUAUCUAUUAAAAUAUGCCAUUUUAUUAAACAUUUUUUUCAGGCACAAUAGGUUCAAGUUAUUUAUGAACAGUUCAGCUGAGCUUUUUUUUAUUUUGCUCAGUUAAAGACACACUAUGUGGGAUGAUAUCAUGAGAAGGGUAUAAAGUUGAUUUAAUAUAUUUUGGGUUGUGGAGCUAAAAAUAGCUGGCUAACCUUGAGAAGACUGGUGUGCAAAUGUUGUGCACAUGCUUCAAAACACAGGUUGGUGGAAGUUUAUUGUUUCUACUUGCAGUGCAUUGAAAGAACAGUUUGUGUAUCUCAGGCUUCCUGCAUUGAAGCAUGAGCAUUUGAAUUUCCAAAGCAUUAGAACCACCCGCCAUAGCAGGUGAAAUACUGUGCUUUCAAUGGGUUUUAUGGUUUUUCCUGAAAUGUGUGCACUAACAUUACUACAUCAGUUUAUCAGUGUUGAUAAAUACCAGUUAAAUUUGCUGUUCAUAAAUCUACGAUAUAUAGAUUAGAAUUAAAAUGGAUCUAAUCCAGUUAUAAAGCUGUGUGAAUUUUUCUAAAUAACCAGGAACAACGAUUUGAAAUGUGGAUUUUCACAAUGAACCAGAGUGGUUAUUACCAAUAGUUGGGAACACUUAUUGAUGCAGAAAUAUUAUGAAUGCAUUUAAUGAGUACUUGGUGAAGCAAAUUUCAAUAUGCUUUCCCCUUAGCAUCAUGUUUUGUGUUGUACAAUUAAGCUACAAUUACAUCUACUAUUUUGGAUAACAUUAAUUGGUUAACAAUAAAGAGAUACAGUUAAUUUC
Mauremys reevesii (Reeves's turtle) is the source of this 4310-nucleotide messenger RNA. RefSeq names its product radixin (gene RDX). Gene Ontology annotation, cellular component: plasma membrane; microvillus; adherens junction. The transcript has 14 exons. The record is from RefSeq and is a predicted model, not a curated record. Gene Ontology annotation, biological process: regulation of cell shape; positive regulation of early endosome to late endosome transport; positive regulation of protein localization to early endosome. Gene Ontology annotation, molecular function: cell adhesion molecule binding; actin binding. Bases 316 to 2079 code for a protein of 587 amino acids. Lineage: Eukaryota; Metazoa; Chordata; Testudines; Geoemydidae.